ACCAGCAGUUAGUCUCUCACAUUCAGGGGACAACGUCCUAUAUUUAUCGAGGCCAGCGCACUUAUUUUCAAGUUGAUUUCAUUCCGCCAUUCACUUCUGCCAUGCAAUUAAAUCGUAAACUUAAUUCGACGGUAGUAUUCAUGAAAAUUGGAUCGAAGUUUUAUCUGAAUCUUAGACGGUUAACUUUGGGAAAAUCCGAAUAUUGCGGCCAUCCACAACAUCGUAACAAUAUUUCUGAAGUACUGGCGCAGUAACGAGUUCAUACUUCCGAGGGCACCCAUCCCAUUAAACAUUUCGUGUAAUUUAGAAGGAUUAUGUGAUAAAGUUUUCAAGCGUUCAAGUGAAGCUCGAACUGGCAAGUACGAGUAUAAAUCAAAGUUAUUUGACAAGCGAGAUUCUCCAAUAAAAUGGACAUUUUCCUUUCUGCCAGCUUUUCGGAACGCGAACAAUGUUAUCAUGAAACUUUCUCAGUACGAUCUUGUGUUUGUAUUGCGAACCAAUGUAAUUAAUUUGAAAAAAGCUUGCGUGUAUUCCACUAUUGUAAGAUAUACAUUGCACGCGGGACGAUUCAAAGAUACUGUUUUAUUUCCAAGUAAAUACGAAUAGGAGCGGCAAGAAAUACACAAUAAAGUAUAAUCAAUGAGUCAGAGAUGUCGUCGCUAUCGCGCGACCUCUAACUCAUUUGAUAAAACGGUGUAGUAAAUCAAAGACCACAAAAUCUACAAACAGAUAGUUUUGCAACCUUUGAAUGUUUACAUCCAGCAAUAUUGGCUCGUCCGACCGGCUACGUACUACAACUGUAAUAGAAAGAAAAUCGGUAUCUUGAUUGAAUUGUGGUCAGUAAUAGCCGGCCAUUUGUCUUCAUUUUUGACCUCUGCCCAAUGUAAUGGGAGUUCACCUCUAAUAUAGUGCUGUUGUGUGGUUGUUCUGUAGUGUGCAGUUUAGAUACCUACACAUGUUCUGUGCGAUGGUAGAGAAUGAUAGUGAUUGUGAUCGCACGGAUGCCGUAUUAAUACUUGUCGAUAUCCGUGACUUGUACGGCGACCGGUGUGUGGAAUUAUCAACGUAGUAGUGCAAAUAAAAUGUGCGACAAGUGCAAACGGGAAAAGACCUCUGUGUAUGUAGCUAGUGUAUCGCGAGGGACGUGUGAGGGUAACAGUUAAGAGCAUGUGCGCGUGAAUUUGACCACGACGUCGGACUAUUCGGAGUGGGAAGCGCUGGCGACCGCGGCCAGCGAUGGUAUGGACGUUGUAUUCGGGAAUGAGACGGACUGGGGGUGGAACGCGACCGACGAGGGGGAGAGUACGAACCUCUACAACUACUGGGCAUGGAGCAUCGUGGACGGCUCGCUGAUGCUGCUCAUCGUGAGUGGGAACACACUGACGAUCCUGGCGGUGACGCUGAGUCGGCGGCUGUCGUCCCUCGUGUCCAACCAGUUCGUGCUCAACCUAGCCAUAUCCGACCUGAUGGUGGGCCUCACGUUGCCUUACCAUUUGAUCUUCUACUUAAACGAUGACUUUGGCACUAUCAAAUGGUCGUGUCUGAUGCGCUUUAUUCUCAUAAUCUUAGCGUGUCUCGCGUCCAUUUAUAACAUUAUAGCGAUAGCUGUUGACAGGUACAUAGCGAUAGUGCACCCGCUCCACUACAGCCGGUACAUGACCAAGCUGGUGACGCGGCUGCUGAUGAGCGCCACCUGGUCGGUCGCCGUCUGCAUCAGCUGCAUACCCGUCUUCUGGAACGACUGGCACGAAGGAGUUGCUUGCGAGAUGAAUAUGGUGGUGCCCAAGAAAUACACGACGAGUAUACUGGCGCCGAUGUUCUCCUUGAUCUGGUUGGUGAUGUUCAUCCUGUACUGGCGGAUAUGGCGCGAGGCCACCUGCCAUGCACGCCGCAUGAGGGCCAACACCUGCUGCCCAACGGGGGCUAACGAUUGGAAGAGCAUACAGGUGGUGCUCCUGGUCCUCGGCUCGUUCUCAAUAUGUUGGAUGCCGUUCGUGGUGGUGGCGUGUGCCCAGACGUUCCCUAUCAUGCCGCUGCACAAUCACAUAGCGUACCGCGUCACCUCGUCGCUGGCUAUGUCAAAUUCCGGCAUAAAUCCACUCAUCUACGCGUGGAAAAACGCAGGUUUUCGUGCCGCUUUUGCAAAGUUACUACGAUGCAAGAGACCGGACACGUCUGAAUACAGAGGCUCCCCGGCCCCAGAGAGGAAGCGAGGCUCGGUGGCGCUGAGAGAGGGGUCUAUCACCCGGUCGAGCGCGCCGAGUGCGCUGUCCAGCCUGGGCGGGCGGCCGGCGCGGCUGCUGUACAUGGAGCACGAGGCGGACACGGCGCGCUGCCGUAUCAUCGAGAACGCGGGCUACGUGGAGGCGGAGCGCGGCGACACCAACCCCUCGUACGCGCCCGACGGGCCCACGCCGGUGCACCGGCCCGCCACGCGCGCGGACUUAGUGUAGUGUACAAACGAUCAUUAGACGUUUUGUGGGAAACGUGAAACGCUUCUAGUAUUUAACGUUGUUAGUGACUGUAGGUACCCCCUUCGCAUUUAGGUACCUGUUCGGAUCUACGCUCAAGUUUUUAAAAGCUUUAUUGUUGAAUUUUUAUUGAGAGAUUAUAAUGAGUUCCCUGCCAUAACGAUGUUUUUAAAAGAGGUUCUCUAUCAAACAAAGAUGUUUAAAUUAUAUAAAACUAAAUUAAAAGAUGUUCUAUGUAUUAUUAAAGUAUGUAAAUAAAUGCAGUAUUUAUUUCUUUUAUAUCCUAGAAUACUUACAUCACUUUUGUUUAGGCAUUCAGGAAAAACUUAGAACGCCAUCUAUGGCAAAACAGUGGAAUUAAAUGUAAACCCAACUAAAACAUUGAGGAAAACGUCCACCAGAUGGCACUAAAUAAAACAAUGCCGGUUCCUAAACCGAAAUUAAAGAUUACCAAAACACUAAUCCAGAAUCAAUUUCACAGUAAUUAAAGCUAUGAAAACCAUUAAAUUAAGGAAUAUGGUAGUAAAAGUUUUGAAUAUACCUAGUAAAAAAUAAUAGCUGAUAACAUGGACAGCGCGUAGGUACUCCUGUUUAUUCCUACUUUGAUUUGUACAAUCAAAGGAGGUCAGCUACGUCGGGUGAUAAUACUUAACGAACAACUUCACAUAAUAUCAAGUACCACAUUAGGUACACAUAUUUUAUAUUUCUAUUUAAAACUGAAUUUAAAUAAUCUGCGCACCAUUAAAAUAACAAGUGUAACGAACCAGUUAGGUUGAUUGAUUUCUAACAGUUUAUGAAAGUAAAAUUCAAGUGUAAGUAUAAAACCGCCUUAUCAAUGCCUGUAUGAAUUUAUGAAACGAUUUAUUACAAAAUUAAGUUUAGUAUUGAAAGUAUCGUCAUAAUAUUC
Messenger RNA from Spodoptera litura, 3378 nucleotides. RefSeq names its product muscarinic Acetylcholine Receptor, C-type (gene mAChR-C). Gene Ontology annotation, biological process: G protein-coupled receptor signaling pathway. Gene Ontology annotation, cellular component: membrane. NCBI's taxonomy places the organism in Eukaryota, Metazoa, Arthropoda, Insecta, Lepidoptera, Noctuidae. The record is from RefSeq and is a predicted model, not a curated record. Gene Ontology annotation, molecular function: G protein-coupled receptor activity.